AUGGCUGUCGACGAAAAGCCCCUUUUCUCUCCCACCCUCAUAUCUCCCGACGUCGCUGCAGCUCUGCCGGAGGGCUAUACCGUCCGACCGCUGCGCCGUUCCGACUACCACAAUGGCUACCUGGACGUUCUCCGGGUUCUUACCACCGUUGGAGACGUUUCCGUAGAGCAAUGGAACCAAAGAUACGACUGGAUGUCCGUCCGCAGUGACGAGUACUAUCUUCUGGUUAUCUGUGAUGGAACUGGCCGUGUUGUCGGUACGGGAAGCUUGAUUGUGGAGCGGAAGUUCAUCCACUCGCUGGGCAUGGUCGGCCACAUCGAAGAUAUUGCCGUUGAGAAGGGCCAACAGGGUAAGAAGCUGGGCCUGCGGAUCAUCCAGGCUUUGGACUACGUUGCAGAGAAGGUUGGCUGCUACAAGACUAUCCUUGACUGCUCCGAGGCAAACGAAGGAUUCUAUGUCAAGUGCGGCUUCAAGCGUGCCGGUCUGGAGAUGGCACACUACUACUAG
Messenger RNA from Paecilomyces variotii, 507 nucleotides. Its product is annotated as acyl-CoA N-acyltransferase. Gene Ontology annotation, biological process: UDP-N-acetylglucosamine biosynthetic process. The record is from RefSeq and is a predicted model, not a curated record. Lineage: Eukaryota; Fungi; Ascomycota; Eurotiomycetes; Eurotiales; Thermoascaceae. Bases 1 to 507 code for a protein of 168 amino acids. Gene Ontology annotation, molecular function: monosaccharide binding; glucosamine 6-phosphate N-acetyltransferase activity. Gene Ontology annotation, cellular component: endoplasmic reticulum-Golgi intermediate compartment; Golgi apparatus; endoplasmic reticulum. The transcript has 2 exons.